Messenger RNA from Penicillium brasilianum, 2666 nucleotides. Lineage: Eukaryota; Fungi; Ascomycota; Eurotiomycetes; Eurotiales; Aspergillaceae. The record is from the annotation of a GenBank genome assembly.
GGGUAUUACUGAAGGAUUACUUGAAGCUCACCAAUCCACUGCAAUCACCAGCGUGCAGAUCAUCCUCCACUUCUUAUUGGCUUCUCCCCGUACAUUCUGAUCCAUGAGGAUCCAUGCGACCCAUCGAUUAUUUGCAAAAACGCAUCAUGUCCACCCACAUGAGACCGCUCCCCUCCAUUCCCCGCCAUUUGUACGGAGGAGAAUACGCCCACCGUACAGUCUGCUAUAGAAUCAAAUAAAUGGUCCAUCCUGCCCAUAGGAAGACAUCAUCAACAUUCUCUCUCCAGUAACUGCAAGCGCUUUUCCUUUCAUCACUCCCAGUGGAUCGUCAAUUGCGCCCAAUUUCCACGGGCCGCCAUGCCCGUUUUCACCGAAUACGCCGCCGCGUCGCGCGAGCUACGCGUUCUUCCUUCUUUCGCUCCCCCGCUACCACGUCUCACUCCGAAACCACAGCCAGGUGGCAAGAACGAGAGAUAUGAGGUGGUUAUCGUCGGAGCUGGUCCGGCAGGACUCAUGCUUGAGCUCUUACUCGCUCGAUAUGGACUGAGCGACGAGUCAUUGCUGUGUGUGGACGCCAAGCCGACCACGCUGAAGUCAGGCCAGGCCGAUGGCCUACAACCACGGACUUUGGAGACACUGAAAUCGCUAGGAUUGGCCGAUGAGAUUCUCACCGAGGGUUGUCAGAUGUGGCAGGUCGCAUUCUGGAACCCUUCAAACGACAAAGACAAGAUCAUCGAGCGUACUUCUAUCGUGCAAGACGUCGCCGUACCCGCACGAUUCCCCCACGAAGUCACAAUUCACCAAGGUCGCAUUGAGCGGAUUCUGGAAACGGAUCUGCUGCGCUACUCGAAACGCGGCGUGCAGCGAAAUACCAAACUGAUCGAUGUGAAGAUUGACGAGGCAGGGGAUGCAGAGUUCCCCGUGGUUGCCGAGAUAGAAACCGAGGGCCAACGUCGGACCGUGCGCACAAAAUACUUGGUGGGAGCUGAUGGUGCUCACUCCGUCGUAAGACGCUCCAUGGGACUCAAGUUGGAGGGCGAAUCCCUGGAUCACAUCUGGGGCGUCGUCGACUUAAUCGUUGACACGGACUUCCCUGAUAUUCGGCGUCGCUGUGCGAUUCACUCGCCCGCGGGUUCAGUCAUGGUGAUUCCUCGCGAGCGCAUUGCUACUGGUGACUAUUUGACGCGGUUGUAUGUGCAAGUACCGGGCGAUGUCAAGCCCGACAGUGAUCAACAAACGACGGAGAGCUCCACUGCCGCCCCGACGGCGGAUGCAAGAGCUCGCCGCAGCCAGGUAACAGAAAAAACCAUAUUCGACAACGCGGCAGCGGCAUUCAAGCCUUACUAUAUUCGUCCGAAGACGGAUGGGGCUGUGGAUUGGUGGGCAGCAUACCAGAUCGGCCAACGUGUGACCGACAAGUUCUCCGUCAAGGAUUCAAAGGGUGUGAACCGAAUUUUUAUUGCUGGUGAUGCCUGUCACACGCAUAGCCCCAAGGCUGGUCAAGGCAUGAACGUAUCAAUGAUGGACUCUUAUAAUCUGGCCUGGAAACUAGCUUACUGCAUUCACGGGCUCACUCCAGAGAGCGCUCUCGCCCAGCCUGACCCGAUUCUUGACACCUAUCAUACAGAGCGCCACACCAUUGCACAGGAAUUGAUUGAGUUUGACCGUGCAUUCUCGUCAAUGUUCUCCGGAAAGAUUGGCGCCUCCAAAGAUGGCGUUGAAACAUUGACACAUGAAGAGUUCCUUGAAGUAUUCAGUCGAGGAAACGGCUUCACCAGCGGCUGCGGAAUCGAAUAUCCGGAGAAUAUGGCCGUGGAUCGGACCCUGGAUGGUGAGAAGAAUCCGGUCAGCGGCACGGAUUAUCUGUCUGGAAUCCUGCGACCGGGACGGAGACUGUUGAAUGUGCGUCUUGUUCGACAUGCAGAUGGCUAUCGCCGUGAUCUUCAAGACGACUUUGCAUCCACUGGCCGCUUCCGAAUCUUAUGCCUCACAUCCUCAGACUUCCUAGACCAGCAAGGAACCUCAUAUAAGACUCUGACAUCACUGGGCUCAAUUAUUUCUCAAUUCCCGCAAUCAAUGCUGGAGCAGGUGGUUAUUCAUCCUCGUCUACCGAGAGAGUUCAUGUGGAAUGAUAUCCCACACGAGGUGAAACGAUAUUCGGAAAUGUCGUUCUACAGCGGGUAUGAGAUAGAUGAUUGUUAUGGUAUUUACGGGGUUAACCCGAGCAAGGGUGCGCUUGCUGUCGUCAGGCCUGAUGGAUAUGUUGGUGUUUUGGCCGAGCUGGGCGAUGUAAAGCGUAUCGACGAAUAUCUGGGCAGAAUGAUUCGUCGAAACUAGGUAGAGAUAAUUCGAAAUGAAACCUGGCACGUCAACAAGAGAGCUCAACUCUCGCAUGAGGCUAGUGAUUAAUCGAAAGCCUAGAGCUCCCGAUCGUGAGCGCAUUGCUAGGCGUGCUGAAGGGAAAUCCCAAAUUGACGAAUUCACCGAACCCCUCGACAAUGUCCGUCCCAUAUUGGCUGUUAAUUUCCCGAUUAUACAGCGAAUGACCUUCCGAUGAAGUUCGGUGAAUGAUUCAAGUACUCUUCUGGUCUGUCUAUAUAAUGAGGUACUUGAGAUCAAAACUUGACAUACUUAGCUACUUUGCUUUGUAGAUAUCCUGCUUUGGC